This is a messenger RNA of Rhodofomes roseus, 249 nucleotides long. RefSeq names its product 40S ribosomal protein S27. The annotation marks the transcript as partial. The transcript is spliced from 3 exons. Gene Ontology annotation, biological process: translation; ribosomal small subunit assembly. Gene Ontology annotation, cellular component: cytosolic small ribosomal subunit; ribosome. Gene Ontology annotation, molecular function: RNA binding; structural constituent of ribosome. NCBI's taxonomy places the organism in Eukaryota, Fungi, Basidiomycota, Agaricomycetes, Polyporales, Fomitopsidaceae. The record is from RefSeq and is a predicted model, not a curated record.
ACUCUCGCCGUCGACCUCCUCAACCCCCUCCCCGAGACUGAGAAGAGGAGCCACAAGCUCAAGCGUCUUGUGCAGUCCCCCAACUCGUACUUCAUGGACGUCAAGUGCCCUGGCUGCUUCGCAAUCACGACCGUCUUCUCGCACGCCCAAACUGUUGUCCUUUGCGGCGCAUGCGCGAGCGUCCUUUGCCAGCCUACUGGUGGUAAGGCGCGGUUGACAGAGGGUAUUUCCUACCGGAGGAAGAACUGA